This is a messenger RNA of Anopheles merus, 2407 nucleotides long. It is a transcript of the gene mtDNA-helicase, whose product is annotated as twinkle protein, mitochondrial. Gene Ontology annotation, cellular component: mitochondrion. Gene Ontology annotation, biological process: mitochondrial DNA replication. The transcript has 3 exons. The record is from RefSeq and is a predicted model, not a curated record. Gene Ontology annotation, molecular function: 5'-3' DNA helicase activity; ATP binding; single-stranded DNA binding. NCBI's taxonomy places the organism in Eukaryota, Metazoa, Arthropoda, Insecta, Diptera, Culicidae. The coding region runs from base 221 to 2278 and encodes 685 amino acids.
CCAUUCGCACACAUUCUUAUUACGCGGUUACUUUCCAGCAGCUCGCUUUGUUGCCAUUGGAAGAUAGUUUUUUUUUUGUUAGAUCUUACACCUCAAAGAGCAAUGUUAUGAAAUAGAUUUUGUAACUAAUUUUGUAUUUCGAAUCGAAUAUUUUGUUAGCAUUUUCCACUCCCUCCCUUUCGUAACGCCACGUAACGGCCGACUGUGAUGUUAGUGCGUAAUGCUCGUGAAGCGUCUGUUUUGUUCGUACGCAAAAGCACUAAACCGAUUGCAGCGUGCACCGAGCGGUAGUAAACACGCCCCCUCCGAUUACAACGAUGUUGCGCCGUUCGAAUGCCGUCCCUUGGUGCGGUGCUUCAGCAUCGAUGCGCACCAUCCACCCGAUGAUGGACAAAAGCCGGUAAUGGUGUCACUGUACCACAUGAAGAAAAUAAUCAAAGCUUCCGGUACGGUGCUGGGCGAAAGUGUCGAAGGGCCCACCUGCAUACAGACGGUGUGUCCCGUGUGUCACGUCGUACCGGGGGGUGCGGAGGGAAAGCCCAUCAGCGACGCGAUACGGAGUAAAAUAUUUGUGAACAAAACGACGGGCAAUUUUACGUGCUCGUCGUGCCAGUAUCUCGGCCGAUGGGAUCAUAUAGAGAAGUUUUUUCCACCGACCAGCCGGACGCCGAAGACGGUGCAGGAGUUGCGCAAGCUGAGGGAUGCCUUUCUCGAGCUGAAAGGCGAGCACGUGGGUACGGUGUGUCCUAUCCCAGACGAUGCGAUUGCGGUGGACACGGUGGAGAGAGCGCGAGAGGUUAUUAAGUUCCUUAGCUUGGAGAAUAUAAUUCCCGACACACUAGUGAGCGUGAAAGCACGCUGGAACGAGGGAAAACGGGAACUCUUCAUACCACUGGUGGACGUGGAGGAUCGUGCGAUCGGUUACAAGACGCUCCACGUGGGUCCCGAUGGAGAAGUAUGUGAACGAACCGUACCAGAAACGAAUGCCAGCGGUCUCAUUUAUCUUAGAUGUAACCCUUCAAACCCAGUAGCGAAGGCCAAAGACCUUAGUCAACACAAUGCCAUACUCGUACUUAACGUGCUCGAUCUGCUUGCCCUGGGCAGUGUGAAGCUAAACGCCACGGCAGUAUGUCUUCCGCACGGUCUUAAAACACUACCUCAACAGUGUCUGCCCGGGUUGGAACGGUUCCAGCGGUUAACGCUGUGGUUCAACUACGACACCGCCGGCUGGGAUACGGCCCGUAACUACGCCAAGAAGCUGGACGAGCGAAGGUGUCUGUUUGUGCGCCCGACCGAUCAGCAUCCAACGCCGUACCGGGCGCUGCUGGAAGGUACGCUCGAACCAAAGGCAAUCCUCUCGAAAGCGCAACCGAUCCUACACCAAUCCAUCACGACGUUCCGCUCGCUGCGGCAGGACGUGCUAAGCGAUCUGCAAAACAUCGACAAAGUGCAGGGCGUCAAGUGGAAACGCUACCCGACGCUCAACAAGCUGCUUAAAGGCCAUCGCAAAGGAGAGCUUACCGUACUGACGGGACCGACCGGCUGUGGCAAGACUACCUUCAUGUCGGACUACUCGCUCGAUCUGGCCCAGCAGGGCGUUUCGACGCUUUGGGGUUCGUUCGAAAUCCGCAACACCCGGCUCGCCGUAACGCUGCUCCGGCAGAUGGUGGGCCGACCGCUGGACGAGAACCUUUCGGAGUUUGAGCAGUGGGCGGAUGCGUUCGAGCGGCUGCCCAUCUACUUCAUGACGUUCCACGGCCAGCAGCCGAUCAAGAUCGUGAUGGAAGCGAUCGAGCACGCACAGUACGUGCACGACAUCCAGCACGUGAUCAUCGACAAUCUGCAGUUCAUGAUGGGGGUGCUGGACGAGGCGAAGCAUCUGGACCGGUACUGGAAGCAGGAUGCGAUCAUUGCCGCCUUUCGCACGUUCGCCACCAAGCGCAACUGCCACGUGACGCUGGUGAUCCAUCCGCGCAAGGAGCGCGACACGGACGAGCUGACGACGAGCUCGAUCUUUGGCGGGGCGAAAGCGUCCCAGGAAGCGGACAAUGUGCUGAUCAUACAGGACAAGCGGUUAACGUCCGUGCGGGGUAAGAAGUAUCUGCAGGUAGCGAAAAACCGGUACAGCGGCGAUCUUGGCAUUAUGCCGCUAGAUUUCGACAAGGCUAGUCUCAGCUACGCUCAGCGCAAGAAGAAACCGGACGGUGACGAUGGAGGGUCGAACGAAGGGCCGGCUGGCAGUCAACAGAUUGAUCGGACGGUUAGACAAGCGUUUUAAGGUGGAAUGCAGACGCCAGCGAAAGGUAGUAGUGUACAGAAAGCAGACGAAAGGUGUAGUGGUCGUUAAAAAAAACAGAUUGCAUUUCAAACUGCCAAGAGUAAAGUGAGUCAUAAAUAUACAAAUAGA